Molecule: messenger RNA, 1300 nt
Organism: Phragmites australis (common reed)
Lineage: Eukaryota; Viridiplantae; Streptophyta; Magnoliopsida; Poales; Poaceae
Exons: 2
Coding region: 193-1050 (285 amino acids)
Source: RefSeq, a predicted model, not a curated record
CUCGCAGACAGGCUUGCUGCAGCUUUCAGAGCCACUCAAACGUCCCUCCCCUCUCGAACAACACACGAACGCAAGCUCCCAAGAACGCAGCGCGAUUGGAUUUGGAAGCUUCUACAUGGGGCACCGAGGCUCGUAGACGAAGCAGAGGAGACCAGAAAAAUCGAGGAGCAAGAGGAAGGGAAGCAGGAACCCAUGGCGUUCCUCCUCCCCAAGCUCACCACGCCGUCCUGCAAGUCGCCCCAGAGCCCCUUCAAGCCGCAGCUUGGACUUCCGGGUCACGGCGGCGGCAAGCUUCACGGCUCCGGCGCGGCGCAGGCCGCGGCCCCGGGCCACCUCAGCCUCCUUCUCCUGCUCAGCGCCUCGCAGCAAGAAGCCGCCGCCGUCCCCGCGGCCAAAUCCACGGAGACUAAAAACCGGGGCAAGGGCGGCGGCAGGGCCGGUGGGGAUCCUCAAAGGUCGGAUUUUUACCUUAAUCUCGGGACGGCGGUGCGCACGCUGCGCGACGACCUGCCCGCUGUGUUCGUCCGGGAACCCAACUACGAUGUCUACCGUGAAGACAUCACAUUUGUUGACCCACUGAACACUUUCCAUGGGAUUGACAACUACAAGACAAUCUUCUGGGCACUUAGAUUCCACGGGCGUCUACUAUUCCGUGAGAUUGGGCUUGACAUAUCACGCAUUUGGCAACUGACAGAGAACUCAAUAGUUGUCCGGUGGGAGCUGUGGGGCACCCCGCGUGUCCCGUGGGAAUCAUACGGCUGCUUCAGUGGCACAUCGAGAUACAAGGUUGACAGGAAUGGCAAAAUCUACGAACAUAAAGUUGACAACUUGGCAUUGGACUUCCCGCGUUCAGUAGCGAAAGUGGGCAGCAUUGCUGACAUGGUUGUUGCCACAUGCCCGCCAAGCCCCAAUUUGACAUUUUGGGACGUUGUUGGGACAGGCAAUGGGUGCUCAUGGACAAAGCUUUAUGAAGCGGUGGUGGAAGCUGUGGAGUGGGAAGGCCAUAGUUCUACAGGCAUUGGCAUUGAAGGUCUAGUCACUUGUUCAUAGGAUGGAAUGAGCUCCAGGACUAGUUGCUUGGUAGUGAGUUUUCCUAGGGGAAAUGUAUAGAAUGUGGGUACAUGAAUCACAAUACUACUAAUAUCUCUUUGUAUGCUGUAGCUCUAGAACAACAAAUUUAGAUAAAAUACAUGCUAGAUGGCUAUAUUUGAUCACCCUUGUCACAUUCUGGGAUAAUGCCUUUCACCGCUUAUGUCUUGUGAAAUCCACGGAUGUUGAAUGAAAUAUGCUUCUUAACUCU